Penicillium cinerascens is the source of this 1515-nucleotide messenger RNA. RefSeq lists its product as uncharacterized. Bases 1 to 1515 code for a protein of 504 amino acids. The transcript has a single exon. The record is from RefSeq and is a predicted model, not a curated record. NCBI's taxonomy places the organism in Eukaryota, Fungi, Ascomycota, Eurotiomycetes, Eurotiales, Aspergillaceae.
AUGGACGAGCCGCAAUUCGUGGACACUGACUUGUCCUCGCCUCCCGUUCGCUCGUCGUCGCCUUCCCCCUCGGUUCCUGCCACGCCGGCUAUCUCUUCCUAUUCCUCGCCAGACCGGACCUUCUCCUCCGUCUCUUCCCACUCCGCGUCCUCCGCGACCUCGGCUGACGCACGGUCGUCGGUCUCGACUUCGUCCCGCCGCCAUGGGUACAUCCGCGCUUUUGGCGCCGAAUUCGCCGACUCGGCUCGCCAUCGCGAUAGUGUCAUGAGUCUGGGCAGCAUCGCCCAUUUACAAUAUUACUUUGCGAGGACGGGUUUGCUGGAUGGGAAGUCCGGGCGGGGCAAGGAGUUUAAGAAAAAGAACAAGGACAAUGUGCCCCGGGUGCUGAUUACACCCAAUGAACGGCAUAAUGAUGACCUCGUCGACAGUCCGACUGACAUGGCUGAGUCGGCCGGGGCUGAAAAUGUCGAUGAUGAGGAGGGGGAAGUGAUGCUGCCCCCUACGGUUAGCACCUACAGUAUCAAGACACACCACAUUCCACCCCCGCCAGAUCUGAUCUCUCUCCGACGGGAUCUGCAGGUUGCAUUGGACAAAGCGGAAGCCAAUCUCGAGGCAAUUGAGAACGGCGCAGAGCCUCCACCCCGAGAACCCAUACGGACCAGUCUUUCUCCCGGUGAUGUCCCGGAAACCACGGAAGAUUAUGCAUCGCGAGAAGCACCGACUCCCCAAACCAAGGAGGAAGCACAGGGAAUGUGCAUUCUAGACGAUGUGACCAUGGCUAUUCGAGCCGCGAAGAUAUAUUACACCACCCAUGAACAACCAGACCGCUUGGCAUCUAUCAAGAGCGAGCGUGAAAUCCGCAAGGAUCUCUUCCAUGUUCUCGAUGUUCUGAAGCGCUGGGCUGCAAGACACUUUGCUGCCGGACUGCGGGAUGAGGAGCGCGAUGUGGUUAAGGGGUGGAUUUCCGGCGUCCGCACCAUGCUCGUUCGCGAGAAGGCAUUGGAGGACCUGGAGGCUCAAGAGCGGGAGAACUGGGAUUGGGCCCAGGGAGACUGGACUGGACGAGAGCGAUCACGCGAGGAAUCCUUUCUUCGGAGCUUGAUGCCCGGUGGCCAUACUUUGCCAGACUGGACAUCGGUCGAAGAUACCCCCAGCGACUCCCUUCCCACAGCGUUUCUCGAACGCUUCAGGGAUGGCCGUGUUCUCGUCCAGUUGCACAACAUUGCCGUGAAAAAGUCCAAACGCCCCUUCGGCGAGAUCAAGUCAUUCCACCAGGACGUCGCGAAACCAUAUCGACAGGCAGAGAACCUGCGGUUCUGGAUCAAAGCCGCAGAGUUGCGCUGGGAGCUCCGACUCAAGGUCGACGUGAUGGAGGUGGUGCAGGGCAGUAGCGAAGUGGCCUGGAAGCAGUUCGACACGGCCUUGCUGUCCUGGUGCAAGACGGUACGCGAGGAGCUGGUGCGGGACUGGCAGGCGGCCAAUCCCGGUCGACCGCCGAGUGCCGGUCUAAUUUGA